CCUUGCUUGUGCUAGCUGCCUCACUUUGCCCACUUGCCUCCCUCCCUCAUUUCGUUCCCUCCUUCCAUUCUUCGGUUACUCUCUGGACUCACUCCCUGUCAAGGCUUAAUUGAGUCCAAGGGAGGGUCAGGUUCCCUUGCCUAGGAGUCCAGAAAUCUUUCAUAGCAAGUCCCAGCAGGCGAGGAAAACCACAGCUGGAAAGGGGGAAAGGAAGAGACAAGUGAGUGAUCCUGUCCAGAAGGGAGAGGGAGCAGCUGGAGAAACAGCUUCCUCAGCAGCGGCAGCAGCAGCAGAGAAAGCAGCAGCAGCAGAGAAAGCAGCAGCAGCAGAGAAAGCAGCAGCAGCAGCGGCGCUGUUCCUGCCCCAACUCCUGUCUCUACAAUCCAAACUGACAGCCUCAUCUCUCUCUCUCUCGCUCUCUCUCUCUUUCUCGCUCUCUGUUGACGACCAACAGCAGCCAGAGAAGUAGAGCGGAGACUCCCAACUCCAAAAUGCAGUCACAACAGCAGCAACAGCAGCAGCAUCGUCGAAAAUUUGCAGCUGCCUUCCUGGCAUUCAUUUUCAUUUUGGCAGCUGUGGACAUUGCUGAAGCUGGCAAGAAAGAGAAACCAGAAAAAAAGGUGAAGAAAUCAGAUUGUGGGGAAUGGCAGUGGAGUGUGUGUGUCCCGACCAGUGGGGAUUGUGGGCUGGGUACCCGAGAGGGCACCCGAACUGGUGCAGAAUGCAAACAAACCAUGAAGACCCAAAGAUGUAAGAUCCCAUGCAACUGGAAGAAACAAUUUGGAGCAGAGUGCAAAUACCAGUUCCAGGCCUGGGAGAGUGAUGCAAAUCACUGCUUGAAGACAAGAACGGGAAACCUGAAGAGAGCUCUUCAUAACGCAGAUUGCCAGAAGACUGUUACCAUCUCCAAACCAUGUGGAAACUUACCAAACCCAAACCACAAGGUAGAUUAUGAUUAUUACGCCAAGAUCGCCAAAUGUGAGGGUGAAGUACAGAUGUGA
Messenger RNA from Dromiciops gliroides (monito del monte), 1001 nucleotides. It is a transcript of the gene PTN, whose product is annotated as pleiotrophin. The record is from RefSeq and is a predicted model, not a curated record. Lineage: Eukaryota; Metazoa; Chordata; Mammalia; Microbiotheria; Microbiotheriidae. Gene Ontology annotation, molecular function: growth factor activity.